AUGAGUCACAACACCAUUAAUGCCAACACUAAUCGCUAUAAUAAUAAUCGUUUGCAUAAUAAUAAUAAUAGUUAUCAUAAUAUGAGUAAUAAGUUAGCGUUAGUUAAGAGGUCGAGAUUUACGCUCAAGAGAUUAGCCGCCGCCCGGAGGUCGACCACCACCGCCACUAAUGGACAGGCGGUUGGACCGAAAGCACCGGUGGUCGAGAUGCCCGUCUGUCAGUACUACCUGGAGGGCCGGUGCUCUAACGACGACUGUCCCUAUCGGCACGUGAACGUCAACGCCAACGCCCGCGUCUGUCAGCUCUACCUCCAGGGCCACUGUCCCCUCGGAGAUAAGGUAUACCCCCUCCUCUUCCCCGCUCGCCCUCCCAUUCCCGUUGUAUUUGUGAUACUUUCGGCUACUGUUCCCCCGAGAACACUGUUUAGUAGGCCACCCGUUCCCCACACUUGUGUGCGUGUAUCGCAGUGCAAAAGCAGUCAUCGAUUUGUGGGCAAAAGUAACGCGAAAAACAAAUUCAUAACAAAACUCAUAAAACGUGCGAAACUCGGCCCCAAAACGGGUGCCAAACCCGCGACUCAACACCAAACCAACGGCGCCUCUCAUCGACAGCACCGACACCACCACUACCACCGCCGAAGCCUUAGUAACUCUAUUCAUGUUGACCUCCAGUGCCAAACGGCCGGCGCUGACCACUCACUGCCUCCGUACAUACCGAUCAGCGCCGACACUACCGAUACCAGUGAUCGCGAGGCUAUUAUGUUCGCCACCAAUAGUAAUGAAUGCAAUGAAUUAGUAGUGAAUAGUAAUCAAAGUCAUAGAGUCUUAACGAAUAGGCGACAGAAAUACUUUUGGUUAGAGAGCGACGACGAGUGCAGUGGCGAUGAGGACAGGGAUGUCUCCAUGAGACCCGAUAGUGUCACCGCUCGUUGUCGGCCGUCCAUUAGAGUUGUACCCAAUUUUAUGCUUUGA
This is a messenger RNA of Oppiella nova, 972 nucleotides long. NCBI's taxonomy places the organism in Eukaryota, Metazoa, Arthropoda, Arachnida, Sarcoptiformes, Oppiidae. The record is from the annotation of a GenBank genome assembly.